AUGCCAUCAAACCACCCUCAACUUGACUCAUCAUCAUCGAAAUUGACAGCAUCAUCCCACCCCUGUUCUGGCCUUUUGCACGACACCUUGGGCAAGAAGCAGCACGAUGCCAUAAACAAGCAGAGGGACCUUGCAGAGACCCUCGAAUUGUGGCUCUUAUUUGCCCGUGCGUGCCUACAGGAGAUGGAACGAAAGCACAAUAUCCGCUGCUUCAGUACCUCGCGUCUCCCGAUCAAAAAGUGCCCACAGGAGCUUCUCCUGAAGAUAUUUAGGUACUAUCUUGGUGAAUCUAGUCACCAGGCCAUCGCCAAUCUGCUACUGGUUUGCAAGCACUGGUAUCGACUCGUGAUGGACAGUCCCGAGAUUUGGGCAUGUGUAGAGGUUGACUUCCGAAUCGGAGACGAUGAAGCACACCUGAAUGCCCUUUGCACGUACGCGGUGACUUGCAUGCGACGGAGCAAAGGCCUUUUACUCGACGUCAUCAUUCGUUUCGAGACUUUGGAGGAUGCAAUGAGCAGAAUCGAGUGGCUGGCAUAUACAGAUGCCGGCUUUCUUGAGGAACAGGGACUAGCUCCAUUACACAGUCAAGUUCUCGACGUUGGAGAAAGUGAUAGCGCAUUUAGGAGAUGGAUGGGACGUUCGCGCAGGUGCACGUCCUCGUAUAUUCCACCAGUAUCUCCCGCGCUCGUCCCACCAUCGUUUGUCGCUUCUCCAACGGCUAUUCCUCCGGAUGAUCCCGACAUCAUCACUGUGAUCCGGUCUGCAAAGAUGGCAAACACUUCACCCCCUUCGCUUCGCUACGUGACUGUUAUUGCUAAGGAUGGAACAGCGACACCCAUAGACUUCCUAAACGUAUGA
Serendipita indica DSM 11827 is the source of this 858-nucleotide messenger RNA. The record is from the annotation of a GenBank genome assembly. Lineage: Eukaryota; Fungi; Basidiomycota; Agaricomycetes; Sebacinales; Serendipitaceae.